Molecule: messenger RNA, 2456 nt
Organism: Onychostoma macrolepis
Lineage: Eukaryota; Metazoa; Chordata; Actinopteri; Cypriniformes; Cyprinidae
Gene: gtf2e1
Product: general transcription factor IIE, polypeptide 1, alpha
Biological process (GO): transcription open complex formation at RNA polymerase II promoter; transcription initiation at RNA polymerase II promoter
Cellular component (GO): transcription factor TFIIE complex
Source: RefSeq, a predicted model, not a curated record
GACUUUUUAGCAACAUCUCAUGCGUCAUUUCCGCUGAACGUUAGCGUGAUGCUGAAUUAGGAAACUUGUUCAGCUCUAAACAGGAGGAAAAUUAAAGACCUCCAUCAUACAAUCCCAAAGUCAUCCACCUGAUUACUUUCUUGAAUACCAGACGAGCUGACCCUUCCUAUUACAAUCCACUCCCAUUCUUCCGAAAAACAUAUCGUUCUUGGUCUUGAAAAUACUUCCUCCUCCUGUUUUUGUUCUGUUUCUCCAUCUUUCCCUCGUUUAGUUCUACUUUUUCCCUCCCCUCCAUCAUGACUGAACCAGAGCUACUCACAGAGGUCCCUGCAUCUCUGAAACGGCUGGCCAAGCAGGUUGUGCGAGGUUUCUAUGGCAUCGAGCAUGCUCUUGCUCUGGAUGUGCUGAUUCGGAACCCCUGCGUACGUGAAGAGGACAUGCUGGAACUGCUCAAGUUCGACCGCAAGCAGCUGCGUUCGAUUCUGAACACACUCAAGGCUGACAAGUUUGUCAAAUGUCGUAUGCGUGUGGAGACGGCACCUGAUGGCAAGACGACACGACACAAUUACUAUUUCAUUAACUACCGGCUGCUGGUUAAUGUGGUGAAGUACAAGCUGGACCACAUGCGCAGACGCAUUGAGACGGAUGAACGUGACUCGACUAACAGAGCCUCCUUCCGCUGCCCCUGCUGCACGAACACAUUCACUGACCUUGAGGCCAACCAGCUGUUUGACCCCAUGACUGGAACGUUCCGCUGUACCUUCUGUCAAACAGAAGUAGAGGAGGAUGAAUCUGCCGUGCCAAAGAAAGAUGCCCGCACUCUGGUGGCGCGAUUCAACGAGCAGAUCGAGCCCAUCUAUGUAUUGCUACGAGAGACAGAGGACAUCAACUUGUCCCAUGAUCUUCUGGAGCCUGAACCGUCAGAAAUCCCAGCCCUAAAACAGAGUCGGGAGCGGGCCGCCCUGGCCGCAGGAGGAGCUGGUGCAGGGGUACCUGGUCGGGAAGUAUGGAAAAACAAAGGCUCAUCGUAUGACCUCUACUCGCAGGAUGUGGUCAUCAGCAUGGAAGACCAGGAGCCUCAGCCUGGCCAGACUACUGAGGGAAAAGCCCCCAAAGAGAGGCCCGUAUGGCUGACGGAAAGCACAGUGCAGGGAGCGUACAACGAGACAGAUGCUCUGAAGCAACCUGGCGAGGACUCUAUAGUAACCCAGGAGGGAAUAACUGCACGAGGAGCCGCACAGGAUGAGAACGAGGAGGUGAUGUUGGCUCUACUCAUUCAUGAGAAGAGGAGCGGAGUUGGUCCAGGAGGUGCCGUCGUUUCCAGACCGACCGUUCCAGCAGCUAACGCCAGCGACUCUGACAGCGAUACCAGUGAAUCUGACGAAGACUUGCCGCCUCAGGUUCCAGCCCACACUAUGCACAACGCUACAGCCCUGCGGCCAGGAAAACAAGAGGAUGAGGAGGACGAAGAAGAUGAUGAAUUCGAGGAGGUCGGGGACGACCCUGUGGUUAUGGUAGGGGGAAGACCUUUCCCUUACAGGGAAGUGAGCCAGAGACCCGAGCUGGUGGAACAGAUGAGCGCUCAGGAGAAAGAGGCAUACAUUGAGAUGGGCCAGAACCUCUUCCAGGACAUGUACUUCUGAGUUCAUCAUGUCUGUCUGCAUCACAUUCGUUCUCGCUGUUGUCCAUUUUUUUCUUUUUUAUUUUUUUCAUCAGAAUAGUUUCGAUCGGACUCCUUUGCACGGUCUCAAACGGUGUUGUGCGACGUGCCAGAGCUGAGAAAUGUAGUGUUAUAUCGUUGACCGUUCUUCUUCUUUCUCAUCCCUCUGCCAUAUUCGCAUAUGAAACUACUCUGGUGCCAAUGAUACCAAAGUAUCACGGUUGUAAACAAGAGUAUUGUACAUUGGCAAACAUGCUUGCAGCGCUACCUUUCCAGUUUGCUUGCGGUCUCGCCACAUUCAGAGACGUCCAAAUGAAUAACAGUGUUGCUGCAGUGACCUCUGGGACGGUUUUACCCAAAAGAAAACCCCAAACCGAAGAGUUCUGGGGCUUUUCUGACAUUUCUGACUUUUGAAUGACAGCAAGUGGCAAAUGUUGUUUUGUUCAAAGCUACCGAGACAUUUCUGCAUCUUGCUUUCAAGUCUUUUUCCAUGGCUCUUUUUCUCAACAGUAUUUAGCAGGACUUGCAGUUUGAAAGGAAAGACAAGCGAUUUUGUUUUCGGCUGACUGCUUUGACGUGAUAUUAAAUGGAGUUUUGAUGAGAUAUGUUUGUUUAGAGUAUGAUUGCUUUCCUUUCACAGCAGAAAUGAGCACUUUCUUCUUUUGAUCUCUGCCUCAGUGGACAUUACUCACUUCUGUUUGUUUAUCCAUAAGUGGAAAAAUAAUGUUUUUUUUUUUUAGUUUGUUAGACGUUUUACAGUAAUAAAAAGCUGAGUGUGAAAACUUCAAUCUGUGUA